CCGAGCGGAGCGGGGGCGCGGCCAUGCCGCUGGAGGCCGUGAUGGUGUGCAUCGUCGGCUCCUCAGAGGGAACGGCGACUACACCCCGACCCGCUUCGACGCGCAGACGGACGCCGUGAACCUCGUGUGCGGCGCGAAGACGCAGCAGAACCCCGAGACUUCGGUUGGCCUGCUGACCUCGGCGGGGGACCGCGUCGAGGUCGUAAUCACUCCCACGAUGGAGCUGGGCAAGAUCAACGUCGAGCUGUCCAAGAUCAAGAACGGCGGUACCUCCGACCUCCUGAGGGCCAUUCAGACGGCGCAGCUCGCCCUGAAGCACCGCCAGAACAAGAACCAGAAGCAGCGCAUCAUCGCCUUCGUGGGGAGCCCCGUGGCCAACACCGAGAAGGAGAUCGAGACCCUUGGCAAAAACCUGAAGAAGAAUAACGUCUCCCUGGACAUUGUCAGCUUCGGCGAGGUGGAGGCGAACAACCCGAAGCUCGAGAAGUUGCUCACCAGCGUGAACAGCAACGACACCUCGCACCUCGUCGAGGAGCUGGCCCUCGCCCUCCGGAUCUCCAUGGAGGAGGAGCGGGCCCGGCAGCAGGCCACGGAAGGCGGCGCCCCGCCCGAGGGCGGCGCCCCAGCGGCCGAGGCCGCCGCCGCCGCGCCAGCGGCGGCGGCGGCGCCCGCGGCGCCCGCGGCGGCGGCGCCCGCGGCGUCCAACGACGCUGUGAUGGAGGCCAUAGACAUGGAGGACAUGGACGAGGAGCUGCGCCAGGCCAUCCUCCUCUCCAUGCAGGAAGCCGGCGGCCCCGCGCCGGCGCAGCCCGCCGCGACCGCACCCGCGGCGGCCGCCGAGCCCGCGCCGGCGGCCGCGGCGGCCGCCGAGCCCGCCGCGAAGAAGGCGCGGACGGAGGACGAGCCGAUGCCCGACGCAGCCGCCGCGGCGCCGGCGGCGGGCGGCGGCGAAGUGGACCCCAAGUGGUUUCAAGACCCUGCGUUCGUGCAGGAGCUGCUCGGCUCUCUCCCGGGGGUGAACGUCAACGACGCCAAGAUCCAGGCCGCGCUGUCGGAAGUGGGGGCCGACGGCGGGGACAAGAAGGCGGAGGAGGACAAGGAGAAGAAGAAGGACGGCGGCUCUGGCAGCGGCGGGCCCUGA
Prorocentrum cordatum is the source of this 1141-nucleotide messenger RNA. NCBI's taxonomy places the organism in Eukaryota, Dinophyceae, Prorocentrales, Prorocentraceae. The record is from the annotation of a GenBank genome assembly.